Bactrocera neohumeralis is the source of this 1929-nucleotide messenger RNA. RefSeq names its product protein kinase 4. The transcript has 5 exons. The coding region runs from base 1 to 1929 and encodes 642 amino acids. NCBI's taxonomy places the organism in Eukaryota, Metazoa, Arthropoda, Insecta, Diptera, Tephritidae. The record is from RefSeq and is a predicted model, not a curated record.
AUGCACACGCGUCGCAUACAAACAUAUUUCAUUUUGCUCAACAUAUUGGCAACACUGUCACAGCACACGCCGCGCCAGCAGUACCAACAAAUUGCGUCAAUUAUUGUGUCAGCAACAUCAAUGGCACGCGACACAACAGCAACAACACACGUUUUAAGAGAUUUUACUAACGUAAGAGCUACUAAACCAACAACAACAACAGCAGUAGCAGAAGCUGUGGCAAGGACAACAUCCGCAUCCGCUUUUGUUGAUGAAGUGUUGCCGCAUAAUGACAGUGUUGCCACUACAACAAUAUUGCAUGCAAAAGCCAUUGACAGCAAUGGUAACAGCAACAAUAACUACAACAACAGCGAAGACUUUGCCCAGCUGAUAGAGCGCAAAUUGCAGGAAGAGCACAAGGCGGCACUGGCAUCCGCUUCGUCAACGGUGAAUGCAGCUGCUGCGCCGGACCGUUUACUCUCGCGCAAACGUCGUUAUUUGAUCUUUCCGGAGGGCAGCUCAUUUCAAUUGGUUUAUGAUGGUAUCUAUGGCGUUGCGGAUUACACCAACUACCUUAUUCUCGGCAUAACCGUUGCCUUGGCUUGGGAAUUACCCAGUAAGCCACAAGGAGACGUUAUCGAAGAAAUCGCCACCCGUUUGAGAGAACCCGCAAACGACUUGCGGCGGAACGACACCGAAUCACGCAUUACUUAUGUGGAGACGAAAACGCAUUCAGCACAAACAACAAAACAACAAACGUUGCAACCGGCAAAGAGUCUACAACCAAACUACAUCAAUCUCAUGACAUUGACAAAUCCGGCUGCAAGAAAGAGUGACGACUCCAAAUAUUACUACGCGAAAGCUACGGCCCGACUGCCGCCAGCUUUUCAGGCGCCAAUGCAUCCGAAAUAUUAUUAUUAUAAGGGCAGCAAUAAAUAUGAUUACAAUAACAAGAAAAAUCAUAUGUUGCGACGUCCUACAGACAGUUACUACCGCACACAAGCGUCACGACGACCAGUUGGCGGUUAUUAUCGGCAACAGCCGAACGAUUGGCGGCGCAAGGACCAACACUACUAUGGUGGCGGCAAUAAAAACAAGUUACACAAGAGCAACAACAAGAAUAAUAACUUAAGAACGCUGAAAGUGCAUCCUUUCAACAAGUGGACGCCACAACCACAACAACAGCGUGUCUCUUCAAUCUAUAGUAACAGGCCUCAGGCGCAGAACGGGAGCAACCAAUAUCCCUGGUGGAAUCUGGGAUCGAGACUAUCGCAUUCAUUGCGUAGAAAACCAAUUCCCUCAAGACGUAUUGACAGUGGCACCAGUCAGCCAAAGCACCAACGACAACAAAAGCAACAACAAGGAACAGCUAAGCAACAACAACAAAAGCAAGCGCAACAAAAGCAAAAACAAGCCGCAUCCGGAUUUUAUCAACAGCCACCUGCCACAGCACGGAAACAUCGAAUUUAUCCGGUUUUCGGUAAGCGCAGCAUAGCAGAUGAGCCUGCAACGGCACAGACAGCUGCAGCAAUGCACAUUAACAACAAAAACAACAACAACAUAAGCAGCAACAAAACUUCGCAUAGCACAAAUCAUAGCGAAGAGCAAGAGUCAACGCCACAUCGUCGCUAUCGUCGCAGCGGCAUCGCCGGCAACGAGUUGAGUCGCAUGGAGCGCAUACAUGUACGCCAUCAUCGGCGAACACGGCAAACGCUCUACGAGAAGAUUGAAAAGUAUCUGGACAAACUUGAAAUACCAAACAGCCAUCACUGCAUUUUGCGCGCUCUCUGCGAGACUGGACAAAAAUCUAAUGAGCGCACACCCGGCACUUUUGUUGGUGAACUAAUGCGCGCGCUUUUUACAAUACCCGAAGCUUUGGAUGAGGACAUAAUGGAGAAUCGAAUACAUUACAAAGAUAAACGCAAAAACCAUUAUCAUUAUGAAUGCUGA